AUGGGAGGCGGCGAACACAAAGAGGCCGUCUUGGUCACACUGCCCAUGCAGAAGCCAGACUCGGCCAUCGAGAAACUCCAAUCCAAGUUCCCCCAUCUCAAGAUAACCUAUCGCAAUGUCCCUUGGACAAAAGACCGCGCGGAGCUGGAAAAGGCAGUGCCCAAAGAGCUCUGGAGAGAGGCUACUGUGCUAUUGACCUUAUCUGCUCUGCCACCUAAAGCAGAGGAUGCCCCUUUGCUUGACUUUAUACAGCUUUUCUCUGCAGGAUCCAAUCAGCUUGCCAGCCAUCCCAUCUAUACUGACACUGAGAUCCCCAUUGCCACUGCGUCAGGUGUGCAUGGCCCGCAGAUUGCCGAGUGGGUUAUAAUGACCCAUCUCAUUCACACUCACAAGUACAACCAGCUCUAUGAAGCUCAAAAGGAGAGCAGAUGGGCCAAAGAUGGGUACAAGGUCAAGGAUGCGGUUGGUGCGCGUGUCGGAGUACUCGGUUAUGGAAGUAUCGGUCGUCAAGUCGGCAGAGUAGCAAAAGCCAUGGGCAUGGAUGUUAUCGCUUUUACAGCAUCGCCAAAAGAUACUCCAGAAAAGAAGAAAGACAUCGGCUACAUCGUGCCCGGAACCGGUGAUCCGGAUGGCGAAAUUCCUUCGGCUUGGUACUCUGGUCUGGACAAGGAGUCUCUGCACGACUUCCUCAAGCAAGACAUUGAUCUCCUGCUCGUAUCUGUUCCUCUCACCAAGGAAACGACUCAUUUCUUGUCCAAGGAAGAGUUCAAGAUUCUCAGCCAGGAUGGCAAGAAACCCGCCUAUGUCGCCAAUAUCGCAAGAGGGCCCAUCAUUGACCAGCCUACACUGAUCGACGCCUUGAAGGAUGGUACGCUUGCAGGAGCAUCGCUCGAUGUCACAGACCCUGAACCUCUCCCUUCGGAUAGUGAGCUGUGGGGUCUGGACAAUGUUAUCGUAACACCUCACAUCAGCGGUAACGGCGAGGCCUAUACCGGCCGAGCAUUCCAGAUACUUGAGCAGCAGUUGGAGCACAAACAGAAGGGCGAGAAGUUCAUCAAUGUAGUAAACAGAAAGAGAGGAUAUUGA
Aureobasidium namibiae CBS 147.97 is the source of this 1086-nucleotide messenger RNA. RefSeq lists its product as uncharacterized. Lineage: Eukaryota; Fungi; Ascomycota; Dothideomycetes; Dothideales; Saccotheciaceae. The record is from RefSeq and is a predicted model, not a curated record. Bases 1 to 1086 code for a protein of 361 amino acids. The transcript is spliced from 2 exons. Gene Ontology annotation, molecular function: NAD binding.